AUGAACAUGGGUAAUGAAGUUCCACAAAUGAUGGAUUUGGCGCAGCUGGUAGAGACGCUGGAGCGCGAGCUGGAGCAUGAACCUCAACUUGCUAUAAAGCACAAGCCCAAGCUUCGGCAAUUGCUCGAAGAUUUUCCUGUGGACAUGAAUGAGCUACAACGUUUUGCGCACUUCGAUCCUUCGCGCAACUACACGCGUAACCUUAUCUCAACGGACAACGAGACAUAUGCGCUUAUGCUACUGUGCUGGAACCCUGGCAAGUACAGCCCCGUGCAUGACCACCCUACAGAUGGGUGCUGGGUCAAGGUCAUCCAAGGCAAUGUGAACGAGGUGCGCUACGAGAAACAGAAUAACAGACUCGUCGAGACAUUAAAUGUGGUGCUUACAUCGGGCGUCACGUACAUGGAUGACUCAUACGGAUUUCACAAGGUGGGCAACCCACACACAAAGAUGAAUGCUAUUUCAAUGCAUUUAUACUCUCCUCCGUAUGAGAAGUGUCGGGUUUGGUUUGAUACGGAUAACGUGAACAAGUCCUCAGUCUCUGUAGCAAACUAUUACUCAGAAUAUGGCAAAAAAGUCGAAUAUUCUUAA
Plasmopara halstedii is the source of this 591-nucleotide messenger RNA. RefSeq names its product cysteine dioxygenase. Lineage: Eukaryota; Oomycota; Peronosporomycetes; Peronosporales; Peronosporaceae. The coding region runs from base 1 to 591 and encodes 196 amino acids. The transcript has 2 exons. Gene Ontology annotation, biological process: L-cysteine catabolic process. Gene Ontology annotation, molecular function: cysteine dioxygenase activity; ferrous iron binding. The record is from RefSeq and is a predicted model, not a curated record.